Molecule: messenger RNA, 1657 nt
Organism: Pseudopodoces humilis (Tibetan ground-tit)
Lineage: Eukaryota; Metazoa; Chordata; Aves; Passeriformes; Paridae
Gene: NPBWR2
Product: neuropeptides B and W receptor 2
Biological process (GO): neuropeptide signaling pathway
Cellular component (GO): plasma membrane; neuron projection
Molecular function (GO): neuropeptide receptor activity; neuropeptide binding
Source: RefSeq, a predicted model, not a curated record
AUGGGGAACAUCUCCUUUUGGGAUGAUCUGAACAGCUCCUGCAGCAACACAGGCAACAGCUGCUACCUAGAAAACAGCAUGAGGUUCAACUUCACCCUCCAAGAGCAGGCACCUGAUUUCUACGUUGUCCUGCCUGUGAUCUACUCUGUGAUCUGUGCUGUGGGGCUCACAGGCAACACUGCUGUCAUCUAUGUGAUCCUCAAGGCCCCCAAGAUGAAGACUGUGACCAACAUGUUCAUCCUGAACCUCGCUAUCGCUGAUGACUUGUUCACCCUUGUCUUGCCCAUCAAUAUUGUGGAGCACCUCCUCCGCUACUGGCCCUUCGGAGAAGUCCUUUGCAAGGUCAUCUUGUCCAUAGAUCACUACAACAUCUUCUCCAGCAUUUAUUUCCUGACAGUGAUGAGCAUAGACAGGUACCUGGUGGUGCUGGCUACAGUCAGGUCCAAGAGGAUGCCCCACCGCACGUACCGAGCGGCCAGGAUUAUCAGCCUGUGCAUCUGGAUCCUGGUCACCAUCAUAGUCCUCCCUUUCAUCAUCUUUGCCAAUGUCUACACUGACGACCUGGAGAUCAAGAGUUGUGGUCUCAAUUUCCCCAAGCCUGAGAGGUUUUGGUUCAAAGCCAGCAGGAUCUACACCCUCAUCCUUGGCUUUGCCAUUCCAGUAUCCACCAUCUGCAUCCUCUACACCAUGAUGCUCUACAAGCUGAGGAACAUGCACUUGAACUCCAAUGCCAGAGCCCUGGACAAAGCCAAGAAGAAAGUCACCAUUAUGGUCUUCAUAGUUCUGGCUGUGUUCCUCUUCUGUUGGACCCCCUUCCACUUGGCCACCAUCGUGGCUUUGACCACUGACUUACCCCAGACUUCCAUGGUCAUUGGGAUAUCCUACUUCAUCACCAGCCUAAGCUAUGCCAAUUCAUGCUUGAAUCCUUUCUUGUACGCUUUCCUGGAUGACAGCUUCCGGAAAAGUUUCCGGAAGUUGCUGGAAUGCAGAACUUCUUGAACAGGGGGUUGGGGCUGGCAGGUCCCUGCCCUUCCAGGGCUUUUCAGGGGCAACUUUGCAGAGUGAAGGGGCAGCCAGUGAAUGCACAAUGUCCUUUCUUUCGUUUACACGUAAUGUCUGGUCUGUUUGUAAUCCUUAUCAGCAACAGGCUUUGUCCUGCCCACUUGCAACUCCUGUAUUUCCCCUCUUUGCUCCUACCAGCUCCUCAGAGUUGCAUUUCUAUACACCAAUUUUUAAUUUCACCCUCUGAAUUAUUAAGGACAGAACAUUUACUUUUCAGGGGUGUAUUUCUGCCACAGAGUGGUCCUUUAUUGCCAUCUGCUGUACAGCACAGACAGGCUGGAGACCAAUUUCCAGAUAAGUGCGGUGCUCAGUUCUUUGUCACUGUGUUAUUAGGGAGGAUUGUUUAAUAGAGCAGAGCUAAUGAGCACUUUCAAUGAAACAUCAAUAAAGCAGAGGAUGAGUAUUUGGAAUAGAAAAGAAACUAUUUUCAUGUUAAUGUAUGUUCCUGUAUGUUAUGGCUUUCUUUUGAUUUUGAUAGAUGUCCACCUUCCACCCCACCACAAAUUUCCUCUUUUCUGACUUGUUAAAUUUAGACCAAAAGGAAGAUUUGAGUCUCAAAAAUAGUGCUAAACAGCACACCAUACAAAUACUAUGA